UGCAUAAAAUACUGCAACAAAGGUAAUGGUCAACAAUUUUACAAAUGAAUAUUUGCAUCUAGACCUGGAAUGGAUGGAUAGAGGAAGGGCUAGGGUGGGGCUCAUUUAUCCCAAAUCUAGCUUUGAGCUUUGUGGCAAAAGAGGUGCAGGUUGUCGGUUGUCAUGGACGAGAAGGAAAGAUAGAAAAUUUUGCCAUGUCUUGCCAACACUGCCACGUACAUCUGGUCAAAUGGGAACAAAGAAGAAAUUUGCCUGAGUCACUGAGACGUUCAUGUGACCAAAAUUUUACCAUACAUGUGCCCUUUUCCUGAGCUGAGUGGUGUGAGUGGGUGUGGUUACCAAGUGUCCUCCCUCCUCCCCCUCUGUGCUGAGACACUACGAGAUACACUACCCUUAACACCUUAACCCUGCAUGGAUACACUUCUAAAACUGAUUGUGUCGGUCAAAAAGCAAGCAUGUAUGUGCUCAAGUUUAUAGAAAUUCUGUGGAGCAGUUUUCCUCGAUGAUUGGAGCAAAGUGAAAUCCAGUAUCCAACACUCUGAGCGUCCAGAGUGUGAGUGAGGAGGACUUUGGUCACUACCAGUGUGAGAUGAAGAAUGCCGCUGCUAGGAAAGUGGUCCUCAUUGUCUACAGAGCUCUCUAUAGAGAUGAGAUAAAUAAUGCAGCGACUGAACUGGCUCAUGAAGUCCUCCACACAACCACUGAGUCAGUUCGUCAGAAUACAGCAACUGCAGCUCAGUUGAGUCAAGAGUGCUCGGAAGAAGCUCUUCUCCAGUUGUCUACCCCGAGAUUGCUGGAUACAACGAAUACAAGUACAGGCUAGGCCUAAGUCAUGCUAUAGGUUAGACGAAAUCGAUAACGAUCCGAGACUCUUCAACAGUACCCAAGCCAAAUUUCACACUGCUCUAAUGAAAUUGAAGAAUUGAUUUGGACAAUCCAUCGAAUUCGACAGCCACUUAUGGUCGACUAGUGGAAAUUAUGGUAGCAUUUCACAAGGCUUGUAUCAAGCAUACAAUGACUUCUGCAGCUGGAAAAUGAGAAUGAAGUUGCAUGUAGUACUAGCAGUGUUGGCAUUGACUUGGACUUGCUGGAGUGUAGAUGCAUUUAAACUUACAUCUUCAAAAAAACCACAGAAGCAAAAGACAAUACAGCAAAAGAAUAAGAACAACCAACUGUUUAAUACUGCCAAAGAUAAGUGGAAUAACCAGUUAGGACAACCAUUGAACCUUGAGUGUGACGAAAAGAAUGGUGAAGGUAUUUUUCAAGUGCGAAGUGAGUUCCAUGCCAAAGAAAAAGACCGUCAAUACUUAUGGCAAUGCCACAGUGUUGCUACGGAACCCAUGACAGACUGUACGUGGAGCAAUGAGAUUAAUGAAUUUCAAGGUAGCUUGCUCUUUAUGUGCCAAUCGAACUUCGUUAUUAAUGGAAUUAGUAGCACCUAUAAUCCUAAAAAGCAAGAUAGAAAAUGGAAGAUCAAAUGUUGCCGAGCCAAUAAUCAUUUCACAAGAGCAUGCAAAAUUUCUGAGUCUAUCAACAAAUUUGGGAAACCCUUCUUCUACACUUCUAAGGAUGAGUGUUCGGAUCCUGGUGUGAUGACCGGUCUGGCUAGUGAAAUAAACCGGGAGUCACUCAAAGAUAGGGAGUGGAAAAUAUUGCAAUGCUCCUAUGCUAACCAGAAAAGUUGCAAGUACAAGUGUAAUAGCAUACGCUCAAGAGGUAACAAGAAAAGGAAACAUAAGCGUAAAAGUCGAAAACAAACUGUACACAAAGAAGAGAGUCAACCCGAAUCGAAAUUAAAACAUGAACAGCAGCAGCAUUUUGGGAGGGGAAUUUCUACUCAUAGGCACCACCAUCACAGUAGGUCGAGUUUGAGUGAAUUUAAGCAUCAUAAUCACCAUCAUAAGAGUCAUUUUCAGCAGGACAACCAUCGUACAAGGCAUGAAAAACAUUUUGCUCACAAGAUGAGGCAUCCCCAUAAAGAAAAUGAAGAUAUUGAUUCUAAGUAUGAAAGAAAACCACAUAAACAUAGGCAUCAUCCUCGUGCUCAUUAUCAUCGUCACAACCAUGUACCAGUAGCAGACACAGUUGAAUCUAAGCCCCACGAAUCAAAACAACAAUCUAACCAGAAACCACCUCCCUCACCAAUAUCGAACACAAUGGUUGCUCCAAGUCCUGGAUUACCAAGGCCAGUGAUUCCUAAUAUAAGAUCGAACAGCCGGGCAUAUUUCCCUACACCGACUGAGAACAAUCCAUGGCUGACAACACCUGGUCUACUGAGACCAUGGCCAGUUCCAAUACAAAGACAACCACGUCUACUAUCAACUCCAACCGCAACAAAUUACAUGGAGAGUUCACCACCGAUUACACCAUCACAACCUAUGAAUGGACCCCAGAUAGCCCCUGUAGGUCCGAAUUCCAAUCCUACAAAUCUAUUUCAGCACCCUCAAUACAUGGCACCAUUUUAUUCAGCUCUAGACAGCAGAAUAUCGUCUCCAUAUUAUUCAUACAACAGAUUUCUUGGAAUGCCUCAGACACCAUUUCAAUUGCUCAGGGGUAUCACACUCCAUCCACAAAAUGCUGAAUUCAGUUAUCCAAAACAGACUUACGACUUCUUCCAUCCAACAUAUCCUCCACUUAUAUCACUACCUCAACAAGACAUAACUAGUCCCAACUGGCUUAACGCUUUUUACAGAAUUAGUAGUUUACAAAAAAGCUUGCCUAAUGAGGACAGAAAAAUAUUACAGGAGGCAUUAUUAACUAUUGCUGCGCAUCAUCUUCAUUCCCAUGUACCGACUAUGUCAUUGAAGAGCCCUGUGAACCCUCAUAUUCCUAUAGAGAUACACAAUAACAAUGACGCUUACAGCAGUUUGAAGAGAAUUCUUGGUGAGCAAAAUCUCGAAAGACCUCUGAAUGUGCACAUUCAUCUACCAGAAAGUUACAAUAAGGAGAGCAUGCACCCUGGGGGCACGAAUUUCCGAAAUCAACACACAGCAGAUCAGCUUCCAAUAAAAAAUACAGAAAUGCACACUCGACAUACAUCACAUCAAGAGAUGCGGCCCACCGGGAAAACUUUGGAUCAAAAGCGUUUGGUACACAAAAUUAACCAGUUACUUUCUAGGCUCCCAAAGAAUUUGAAUGUCCAGUCCGACAUUCCUAGAAUCAAAACUGAUCAAAGGAUCAAAACAAGAGAUCACACUACUAUUGAGCGACCGAAUUAUUCUAAAUCAGUGGUUAGCCUAAUACCUGCCGAAGCCCCAGGUGCACCAAAAAAGGAUGACAAAAUGGAAUAUAUUGAAGCACUCAAUAGAUUGUAUUCUAGAAAUACUGAACCACUUAGCAGUUAG
This is a messenger RNA of Halichondria panicea, 3344 nucleotides long. RefSeq lists its product as uncharacterized. The record is from RefSeq and is a predicted model, not a curated record. The coding region runs from base 1035 to 3344 and encodes 769 amino acids. The transcript is spliced from 9 exons. Lineage: Eukaryota; Metazoa; Porifera; Demospongiae; Suberitida; Halichondriidae.